CUGAUUAGGAGGAUUUAAGGUUUUCCUGUAGAGGGCAGCAAUGCAACAACUUUGGAUGCCGGCUGCCGUGAAACCCCAAAGAAGAAGAAGUGGAAGGAAGCUGCUUCUCCACCUCGUCGUGUCGAGAUAACAAGUCGCUGUCGGUCCAGGAUUUCAGCUUUAGAAGCAUUGCCGCCUACCUCUAUCUGCUGUGUCCCUCCUCCAUCACCUCAUCAUGAGUUUUCCCUCACUCUCUUCAUCCCCUCAGAAAAACAAAUCAUUUUCUCAGGGUCUGAAAGAAUCACCUGAAACUGUCAGCGUUGACUCACAUCAGGCAAUAGACAAAAAGAAGAAAAAGAAGGUUUUGUCUCCUCCUACUGACGGUGGAGAGUUCAGUGGCCAUCAAGAGAAGGUCGAGGCGGACAUCGGUGCUACAGAAAUCACAAAGAUAGAAAAGAAACCUAAGAAAAAGAAGCGCAGGCUGAGUGGCAAGAGUGCUGCCAUUGCAACCAAUAAUAAAAACCAAGACCUUGAUGUAUUCUGCACAGAAACACACAAAACCUGGAAGGAGGAGGAGAAAAAAAAGAAGAAGAAAAGUGGGGUGGAGUCACAGGAAGGGGAUAGUAAUAAUAAUAAUAAUAAGAAGAAGAAGCAGCGGCAGCAAAGCAGUGAGAAAAAAAAACAAAAAAUAAUGGUGACAAGAAGAAUGAAGAAGAGGGAGGAAGGAAAAAACACUGCAGGAACAGAUUUUGUCAGCUUGGACAUGGCGCUGGUGGAGGAGUUGCAGGAGUUUGUCCCUGACGUCAAACAGAAAUCAAUUCAUCAAAUCAGUAAGCUGCUGAAAUACGACCUGCUGCGCUUCAGGAAGUUCAAGCAGCAAGGUGUCUCUGUACGCUGGGGGCGGUGUUCUAAGGUGGAGAAUGAGCAAAUCAGAAGGAAUGUUUCAGACUUCCUUGCUCUUACUGGCAUCAGCUCAGCCAGUCACCUGCUGUUUCCUCAGAGGUACAAAGAGCAGGAGGCUGACUUCAGGAAGCUCAGAGUUCAGCAUCACUUCCUGGAGAAGAUUGCUGAGGGGAUCCCUCGGACAUGUCAGCAGGUUGUCACCAGAGCCAAGAAAAUGUUUGAUGAAAGGAACCACAUGGGAAGAUUCUCAGAGGAUGAGGUGCAUUCUCUGAUAAAGUUGCAGAACCUCCAUGGUAAUGACUGGAGAACCAUCUCUGAGAAGACAGGCCGCAGCAUUUAUGCCCUACAGAAGCGUUUCUCCAGCCUCGCUGCAGGACGGGGCCCGUGGACGGCAAAUGAAGAGUCCAGGUUAAGGCAAGCUCUCAAGGCUCAUUUGGAGGCCCUGCUCCAGCUGAAUUCUAUUGGUCCUGGUCUGACCAGAGACCAGCUGUGCACUAAUCUUCCCUGGAAAGAGAUUAGUCACGAGGUUGGAACCAGAUCCUGGACCCAGUGUCGUCUUAAAUGGUUCAGCAUCCUGAAAAACAAACUGUCGUCGUGUGGCAGUACCUUUAACAGAGGCCCUGAAGGACUGCAGGCCAAAAUUCAGCUCAUCAACACGUUGUAUAACAUGCAAGUGGACGAUGCAGCCGACAUUGACUGGGACAGGAUUGCGGAGACUAUUGGUAAAGUCACUCCAGUGUGUGUACAGAAGAGUUUCCACAGGUUGAAAGUUUCCAGAGUUCCCAACUGGACCAGUUUAUCGUAUGGAGAGACUGUAGACUUUCUGAAGCAGAAAGUGGUUCCUAUCCUGCAGGAGAAACUGAGCAAGUUCAGCAAGGAGGAGAUGCAUCAGGAGCUGGAGGAAGGCAGCUACCACCUGUCUGACAUCUUCAGCUGGGAAGAUGAGGAGAACAAGUACCAGGAGUUGGACAACAGUCAGCUGCCCUUCAGCUAAUCAGGACAUGGCUAUAGAAACAGUUCUCAUACAAAUACAUGACUGAACAACGACCCGUCCCACUUUCUCUUGUUAGUCUGAAAUGUGAGGAUUUAUAUUGUCUUGCCUGGACAGGAACUGUGGCUUUUCUUUUGAAGGCCACCAUUAAUCAUGUAAAGGCGUGAAUUUGUCCUUUUGUGACUGAUUAUUGGAUCAGUCAUAAAACUAAUGUCUUGUUUAAAAAGCUCCACAGGUGACAAUGUUUUUAUUUUAAUUUACUUGGUACUCAAAUAUAUGGAAUAUUUUAAAAACUACUUUUGAAAGUACAAACUUGGUCAGUUAUUUAGAAUGUGCCUAAACAUCUGCAACAAUUUGAAGAUGUCAUUAAGUUUGUUUAUUGCUUUGUUCCACUUGUGAUAAAAUAUUAAAUAAAAAAAAAAAUCAAAACAUUUGGAAGUAAA
Molecule: messenger RNA, 2316 nt
Organism: Betta splendens (Siamese fighting fish)
Lineage: Eukaryota; Metazoa; Chordata; Actinopteri; Anabantiformes; Osphronemidae
Product: transcription termination factor 1-like
Exons: 11
Coding region: 215-1876 (553 amino acids)
Source: RefSeq, a predicted model, not a curated record